AUGACUGAUAAAAUUGAAAAACCUGAUUUAGAUGGCCGAGAGGAAAAUUCACAGGGAAAAGAAGAUGAAGAAUUAUCUGCACUUUUAGACAGUGCUUUAGAAGAUUUUAAUAAAUCAGAUAAGCCAGCAAAUACAAAUGAUUCAGUUGAAGUCACUAAACCGGAAAGCAAAAGACCAGAUCCCCCGUUGAGUUUGUGGAACGAAGAGUUUCUACAACAAACAUCAGCAAGAUUUGAGCAAAAUAUUCAAGCUUUAUUUUCACCAGGUUCCGAUGGUAUGUUUUCUGUAGAACAACUCGGAGAAAACAUACAAAGAUUAGCAGAAGCUGCUACACAAACUGCUGGUUUUGAUGCAUCUCCAGACACUGAAUUUUCUAGUAUAAUUGCUCAAACAUUGAAAAAUUUAUCCGAAAAUGCUGAGAACAUACAGAAUCAGUUGACUGAUGAAGAUUUAAUGAAUUUGCUUGGAACAUUUAGUAACAUAACAGAUUCAAAUCAAGAUGGAAGCGAUUUAUUACCGAUGAUGCAAAAAAUGAUACAAAAUUUAUUGACAAAAGAUGUUUUACAUCCUGCUCUCUCAAGCAUUGUCGAACAAUAUCCGGAAUGGUUAGAAAAAAACAAAUCAGUUUUAUCAUCGAAUGAUUUUGACAAUUACACUCAACAGUAUAAAUUAAUGAAAGAAGUUUGCGAAGAACUUGAAAAAGAAAAACCGGAUGACAGUCAAGAAGUUAAAAAUACAAGAUUCGAUCAAAUACUAGGACUCAUGCAAAAGAUUCAAGAUUGUGGACAACCUCCGGCCGAAUUAUCUGGAAAUUUGGGACCCAUGUUAAGUCUCGACGAACAUGGAAAUCCACAGAUACCGCCCAAUUUUUCGCCGAGUCAGUGCAAUUUAAUGUGA
Messenger RNA from Pediculus humanus corporis (human body louse), 897 nucleotides. RefSeq names its product Peroxisomal biogenesis factor, putative. The coding region runs from base 1 to 897 and encodes 298 amino acids. Gene Ontology annotation, biological process: protein import into peroxisome membrane. The record is from RefSeq and is a predicted model, not a curated record. Lineage: Eukaryota; Metazoa; Arthropoda; Insecta; Psocodea; Pediculidae. The transcript has 6 exons. Gene Ontology annotation, cellular component: peroxisome; peroxisomal membrane.